Messenger RNA from Dermatophagoides pteronyssinus (European house dust mite), 2022 nucleotides. RefSeq names its product netrin-1-like. Gene Ontology annotation, molecular function: protein binding. Gene Ontology annotation, cellular component: basement membrane. Lineage: Eukaryota; Metazoa; Arthropoda; Arachnida; Sarcoptiformes; Pyroglyphidae. Gene Ontology annotation, biological process: dendrite development; tissue development; animal organ morphogenesis. The record is from RefSeq and is a predicted model, not a curated record.
CAAGUGAAUGUGGCCAAACACCAACACGACAUUGUUUUAUGCGUUUGAAUCAAGAUAAUGAUGAUCAAGAUCAAGGUGGAAAUAGCCAAAAUCAACAACAACAACAUAAUUGUCAAUUAUGUGAUCAAAAUGAUUAUCGUUAUAGUCAUCCAUCCAAAUAUUUAACUGAUUUAAAUAAUCCACAUAAUUUAACAUGUUGGAUAUCGGAAACAUUCGAUGAUCCACAACAAAAUGUUACAGCUAUAUUAAGAUUAGGUAAAAAAUAUGAAUUAACAUAUAUUAGUUUACAAUUUUGCGAUAUGAAACCUGAUUCAAUGGCAAUAUUAAAAAGUAUGGAUUAUGGUGAAACAUGGCAUCCGUUUCAAUAUUAUUCUAGUCAAUGUCGUAAGGUUUAUGGUAGACAAAAUCGUGCUGCAAUCACUAAAGCCAACGAACAGGAACCAUUAUGUGCUGAUUCAAAUACCGAACCAAUUCAAGGAUCAAGGGUAGCAUUUUCAACGCUGGAAGGUCGUCCAUCAGCAUAUGAUUUUGAUAAUAGCCCUGUAUUACAAGAUUGGGUUACAGCAACCGAUAUUAAAAUUGUUUUCAAUAGACUAAGUACAAUGGAUUCUUCGGCUGCCGCAGCAUCAAAAACUUUGGUUCAAAAUGAUCAACCACCAACCCAUAAAAUUAAACAAUUUCGUUCAAACAGCAACGAUGAUGAUGAUGAAGAUGAAGAUGAUACGGAUGAUUUGGAUGAAGAUGAAGAUGAUGAUUUAGAUGGUGUUGAUGAUAAUAAUAAAAAUAAAACAAAAACAAUGAAAACAAAUCCGGUUAACGAUGGUAACGAUGAUGGUAAUGAUAAUGGCUUCAACAAUAAUCGAUUAGAUAGUAUAUUUUAUGCUGUAUCCGAUUUGGCUGUUGGUGGUCGUUGUAAAUGUAAUGGUCAUGCUUCAAGAUGUAUUGAAGAUAAUGAUGGUCAAUUGAUUUGCGAUUGUAAACAUAAUACGGCUGGACGAGAUUGUGAAAAAUGUAAACAAUUUUAUUUUGAUCAACCAUGGGCAAGAGCUACAGCACAUGAAGCAUUAGAAUGUCAACCUUGUAACUGUAAUCAUCAUGCCAGAAAAUGUCGUUUCAAUAUGGAACUUUAUAAAUUAUCUGGACGUAAAAGUGGUGGUGUUUGUUUAAAUUGUCGCCAUAAUACAGCUGGUCGUCAUUGCCAUUAUUGUAAAGAAGGCUAUUAUCGUGAUUCAAGUAAACCAAUAUCACAUCGUAAAGCAUGUCGAGCAUGUGAUUGUCAUCCGGUUGGAUCAUCUGGUCGUACUUGUAAUAUAACUAGUGGUCAAUGUCAAUGUAAACCUGGUGUUACCGGUUUAACUUGUAAUCGUUGUGCUAAAGGAUAUCAACAAUCACGAUCACCAAUUCAACCAUGCAUAAAAAUUCCACAAAAUAAUGAAAUAAAUUUCAUAUCAAGUGAAACAACAAGUCAAGAAGAUGAACAAGAAUCAACAUCAUCCGAAAACGGUUGUUUUGAAUGUCGAUUAUCAACCAAACGUAUUAAUAUGCUUAAAUAUUGUAGCAAAGAUUUUGCUAUCCAGGCAAAUGUUAUAUCACGUGAAACAUUUGGUAAUGAUUGGAUAAGAUUUACAAUACAAAUUGGCCAUAUGUUUAAACAUGGAAAUUUAAGAUUAAAAAAACCAUUGGAUUAUUUAUGGAUACCAAUGUCAGAUUUUCAAUGUAAAUGUCCAAAAUUAAAAAUUAAACAUACAUAUUUAAUACUUGGUACAUAUCAAAAAGAAACAUUACAAAAUUAUCGUUUGAUUGCUGAUCGUAAUAGUAUUGUUAUUGAUUGGGGUGAUGAAUGGCAUGAACGUAUUCGUCGUUUUCAAAAACGACAGCUUAAAGGCAAAUGUAAAAUGGAACUUGAAUGAUCAAUUGAAUGAAUUGCUGGAUGACUGGAUGAAUCUGAAUUCAUAAUGAUGUCAACUUUUUGGAUAAUAAUCAUCAAAUGUGAACCAUUUUUUUGUUGUAAUUUCCAUCAAA